GUCGUGACCACCUCAAGAUGACACAGAUCCGUAAGGCGAAACGUUCCUUCAACUCUCCGCAUGCUGGCACGAGCAAGAUUAUCAGAUAUAAAAAGUUGCAAGUGUCUCAGCCAGCGGGGCCUUAAACUAAUUCACUAAACUUGAAUAGUUACCCAAGGUUUACUUUCUUUAGAUACGCGGUGAGGCUACAUCCCCGCAGUUUGAGACCAGUCUGCGGGACUCUACAACAAUGAAGUUUUCUGACGCGCUGCUCGCCAUCGUUCCAGUCGGCUUUGCCGCUGCUGUGCGACACCAGGUUCGUCAAGGCCCUCAAACGGUCAAUGUUGUCCUGCAGCUCCGCAAGGCCUCCACCGAGGCCUCUAUCGCGGUGCAGAACGCAGACCGUUCCGAAAUCCUCCAUUAUGGUUGCGGCACCUCUCUCAGCUCCGGUGCUUUCCAAAAGCACCCGAUAGCUUUCAACGUGGACCGCGACGGCAAUGGUGCAGGCAACCUCAACAUCGGCCCGAACAGCUACCUCAUUCAUGAGGACCCAGAAUUCUCUGGAGGCAUAUCCUGUGCCCGCCUGCAUAGCAACACCGAAAUGAUAGUGACAUGUGCAGUCACUCUACCAGCGAGCGUUCACCUCGAGCCAGUCGACCAGGAUCAGAAGAAUUUGCCCUCUUGUUUUCCAACCAGCACCUUCAGCUUGGCUGGCAUCUUUGAAGCCCUGGAAAGAGACGCCUUGGACCGGCCGCCGGCGGCAAACAUCACCACCGACGGACUACUUCCUCCUCAUGGAGCCUCGGCAGGGCUCGAUAAGCGCCAGGGACCAUGUGCGAUCUGGACGCCCGGGACCAGGAGAGUCGGAGACGGCAACCCGCACCAGAACCCUUUCAACAUUCAACUUAGCGAAAACAUGCAGUGCGAUGCUCAGCGCACCUGCGCGAUCCAGUACGGCGAGUACAGGUCUUUUACCGUCGGCUUCAGCGCCAGCGCCCAGCUUACCCAGUGGAUCAGCGGCGGCUUUGCUGUCGAGCAGUCAGUCCAGACCGGGAACAAGUAUACAUGCGACGGCAACCCGGGCGAUUUUUUCUGCGUGUGGCGCAAAGUCGGGCAGACAGCAUACACGGUCCAGAACGUCUUGUACAAUGCCUGCACCGGCGACUCGCCCAGCAGCUCCCCUUUUAUUCUGUGGUCGCCCAACGCAAACAACAAGGAGGGCUGGUUCUAUUGCGUCUAUGGCCGACAGUAUUGUCGCAGCGCCGGUCAAGGGUGGCUGGACACAAGCGGGCGUGCUGGUGGCCCCUGAGCUUCCGGGCUACGGACCAUGGAGCCAAACUCAACGACGGUUCCAUGAAGCCUACAAGUCAACCCUGGUUUGUUUGUUAGCGCGGAACUUGAGUAGUCCAGGCAUUCUUGGUGCAGUCAUGGAACGGAGAGC
Molecule: messenger RNA, 1420 nt
Organism: Parathielavia appendiculata
Lineage: Eukaryota; Fungi; Ascomycota; Sordariomycetes; Sordariales; Chaetomiaceae
Exons: 2
Coding region: 230-1288 (352 amino acids)
Source: RefSeq, a predicted model, not a curated record